GGGUACAAAUUUAACACUUAAUGAUAGUGAUAGGCUAUAAAUAAAUAAUCAGAAAACUAAUAUCCUACAGGUCCGCCCAUUACAACUGCAUUCAGAAACUAUCUAGGAGUGCACAGCCUUUUUGUAAAUGUAAUGGAAAAAGCUGGGCACAGUACAGGUAGUCCUUGACUUAUGAACACAAUUGAGCCCAAAAUGUCUGUUGCUAAAUGAGACAUUUGUUAAAUGAAUUUUGCUUCAUAUUACGACCUUUCUUCCCAGAGUUGUUAAAUGAAUCACUGCAGUUGUUGAGUUAGUAACAUGGUUAUUAGGUGAAUCUGACUUCCCCAUUGACUUUGCUUGUCAGGUCACAAAAGGUGAUCACAUGAUCCCAGGACACUGCAACUGUCAUGAGUCAGUUGCCAAGUAUCUGAAUUUUGUUCACAUGACCAUGGGGAUGCUGCAAGAAUCAUAAGUGUGAAAAAUUGACAUAAGUCACUUUCUUCACCGCUGUUGUAACUUUGAACAGUCACUGAACUUUUGUAAUUCGAAGACUAUCUGUAUUAUCAUCACAAAGUGGUCCAAAUCUGCUUUGGAGGCUCCCUAGAAAUUAGAAUAGCAUUAGAGAGAAAAUGGUCAUCCAGUGCUCUCUGCUACUUAGCUUCCAGUAACCUCACCCCAUUCCCAAGCUUAAGUGAGGCAAUCCAAAAAGAAACCAAGCAAAAAUAACUGCAGCAAUGAGGAAUGUAUUGAUUUCCAAAUAUUCUUGACUCUUUAGUAGAUUUAUUGAGAAUGUAUUGUUAAAUAUAACCAACUUCAUUAUUCGUAUUUUGCUUGUCCAAUUAUUACAAAUAAGAGGUCCUUGGUGCUCUGAGCUUGUUUUCUUGCAGAUGUUUCAUUACCCUAACUAGGUAACAAAAUCUGCCCAAAGCUUUUUGAAUAAGGUCUUCCUAGAAUGACGCAAAAGCACUAUCAUUCUUCUGAAUAUUUCUGAGGAAAGGAAUUAUUAUUCUUGUGUGACAGCGAGAGUAAAGGGUUAACUUGCCACUUCCAUAUUCACAAGGCGGCUUUAGAGCGAAAACCUGGAGACGAGGGAAGCCGUUGACGGUUGGACUAACAAGAAAAGAGAAGUAAGCAGCGCUGCGUAUCUAAAAUAGAGGACUAUUCUGCUAGCUUCGUGGCAAACUCUUCAGUAAUCAUUCUGCAAUUAUUACAGUUUUGUUCUAAACUGUCCGUCCAUGCCGCUUUAUUGGUAAACGAACUCUGGAUCACGUUCAGUGUGAUUAUGCCUAAUUGGGGGGGAAAAAAAACCGUGCAAACCAAUGCAUGAAAUCUUAAUUAAAUAACGCUAAGGUGACGGCCGCGGGAUUUACGAAUAUUUUUGUCUUCGUCGCCAAGAUAAAGGUCGGAACCCUCGUGUCCAGCUAAACCCCGGUUUCGCCACAAUUCCCCACGGAAGCGGACCGCAACGUCUCUCACGAACCCACGAGGGUUUCUCAGCGUUGCUCUUUUAAAAGCAGCCAGACAGCGCUGGAACCUUUCCCUUGCAACCUUCCUCAUUGGCCGAAGGUCGGGGAUUAGGCGCGCGCAAAAGGGAGGCGCGCGCCGGAGGCUGGCUGGGGUUGGCGGAGAGACGAUUCAAGCGCGGCGGGUACGGCCGGGGGUUCUGAUUGGUCAGAACGCAGAGGGGCGAUAUAAAAAGCGCGCGUCCCGAACAGGCUUGCAUUCGGCGGCGGUGGAAUGCAGGCGGGUUGAUUCCGCGUCGCGAUGUCGCCGUGAUUUGCGCCGGCUAAUUUUAAAAACAAGAAACACCUCCGAGUUUCCUGCAUGUGCACGAGCACGACGUAUUUUCAGGGAAGGCUUUCCUCCGCCUCUCCGUUGAAGUGGGUGUCCGCUGCCGGCGAUUCCCCGUGAAGUUGCCUGCCACUCGCCGGCAGAAAGGGCGGCAUGGAGUGCAAGCUGGAAGCUCACCGUAUCGUCAGCAUCUCGCUAGGCAAGAUGUACAGCGCGCGAGGUCAACGCGGCGGCGUGAAAUUGCACAAAAACCUUCUCGUGUCGCUUGUCCUGCGCAGCGCCCGGCAGGUCUACCUGAGCGAACUCGAUUGCGCCCCUUCGCCUCCUCUAGCUGCUGCUCCCUCGCCGGCAGCCGCUGCGCUGAAUCCCCUCCGAGAUGGUGGGGAGGAAGGAGGGCGCCCGCCGCUGCCCUUCUUCUCUUCUCCUCCUCGCGCCUUUCUGCCGCCGACCCGGGCGAUGUUGUCGUCUGAUCCCCGGACUUCUCCGUGGUGCCGGAAGCUCCCGCCGUCGUCGUCGGACUGGGAAGUUCAGCGGUUGCCACGCUGCUGCGGCUGCUGCUGCGGCUCCUCUUUCGGGAGCGAAGCUGGCAAACGGCCGGCCGAGGCGGCUCCUGCCCUCGACUGCUCCAGAAAGCGGAACGCUGCUCUGCAUCCCGAUGGCGGGACCGAGGAAACGUCUCCCGGCAGCUCUCCGCUGAAAAAGGUCCGCCGGGAGGAAGAGGAGGAGGAGGAGAAAGAGGAGGACAUGGAGACGGGCAAUGUGGCCAAUCUCAUCAGCAUCUUCGGCUCCAGUUUCUCGGGACUACUAAGCAAAAAGUCCUGCGGGGGCGAGAGGGAGGGCAGCAAUCAGCGGGGAAGGCGGCAAGAGAAAGAGGAGGAGGCAAGAGGGACUGAAGCUGAGCCCGGGCAAAUCUGUUGCGAUGAAUCGGUGCUACGAAACCUCAACCCUUGGAGUACAGCGAUUGUGGCUUUCUGAACUUUUCCUUCCUCCCCAACUGAUCCCGAUGAAACACUAUGGGACAGCUUUGAUUCAGAUGCUGGAGGGAGUAGGCGUCUGGGGUGGGUGGGGGGCGUCUGAUAGGAAUGGGGACACAUGGCUCCAGGCACUGCCCUCCUUAAGCUGUGUGUGGUGAUGGGACUCAAUCAGAGCAACCCCAGCUGUCCUUCGCACUUCUUUUCUGGAUGCCCUUGGUGGCUAGUGUCUCAUUCUGCAUGAAAGUAUUCCAGCUUCUUUCCACCUGCUCAGAAAUCCCCCCCCCUUUCUCUCCACCUCCAACCUUUUGGGAAGGUUAGAGUAGACCUCUUGUUAUCCUACCAUGCCAAGCAUGUUCUGUGAGUUGCAAAAGGCUUCAAACACCAUUUGGGACCCAAAGGGAGAGCUUUCUCACCCUGCUAGAAGGCUGUGUUGAUGAGGGGUGCUGCUCAGGUGUGUUAACAAAUCUAUGGUUUGGAGUUCUCUGGGACUUUAAUUGCUCCUGGUCUUUGUUAUAUAAAGGCCCUUGAAGGGAAAGUGGGUCUUAAUGGAUGUUUUGUACAGUAAGCUCUUUCUCUGGUUGUGUUUUGUAUGAAAAUGUAACUGCGUGUGUGACACGUAUUAAAAUAUUUUGACAUUGUUAACAUUA
Messenger RNA from Ahaetulla prasina, 3391 nucleotides. RefSeq names its product immediate early response 5 (gene IER5). Lineage: Eukaryota; Metazoa; Chordata; Lepidosauria; Squamata; Colubridae. The transcript has a single exon. Bases 1924 to 2745 code for a protein of 273 amino acids. The record is from RefSeq and is a predicted model, not a curated record.